Molecule: messenger RNA, 486 nt
Organism: Ylistrum balloti
Lineage: Eukaryota; Metazoa; Mollusca; Bivalvia; Pectinida; Pectinidae
Exons: 1
Coding region: 1-486 (161 amino acids)
Source: RefSeq, a predicted model, not a curated record
AUGACACUUGCAUUGGGAGGAUGGUCGAGUAACAAAACGCACCUAGACGAACUUGUGAAACCGUACUGGGGACUGCGAGGUGAAAUCACCGUGGUUGACGGAUUGUUGUUGAAAAGUGAUAGACUUGUUAUAUCGCCUAUUCUAAGGACCGAGAUCCUAGAGAAAUUGCACGAGGGUCACUUGGGAAUCGCAAAGUGUCAAGAACGCGUGAAAUCGUCAGUCUGGUGGCAUGGUCUUAGCAGCCAAAUAGAGGAUGUGGUGAAUUCUUGCCAUAUCUGUGCCGAGGCAAGGAAUGACUCUGCCGAACCGUUAAUACCAACUCCGCUACCGACACGUCCAUGGCAACGCGCGGGUACAGAUCUCUUCCAUUCCAAAGGGAAAACAUACCUUUUUGUUGUUGAUUAUUUCUCACGUUUUGCGGAAAUCGCCAAGUUGUCGUCAACGUCAAACCCAUAUUUAGCCGUCACGGGAUACCAUUUGUGCUAA